Molecule: messenger RNA, 1270 nt
Organism: Mandrillus leucophaeus (drill)
Lineage: Eukaryota; Metazoa; Chordata; Mammalia; Primates; Cercopithecidae
Product: E1A-binding protein p400-like
Exons: 7
Source: RefSeq, a predicted model, not a curated record
AUGCAGCGCAUCAGCAACUCCCAGAGCAGCCAGCACCACGUCCAGUGGCCCAGGGCCUGCCCCGGCACGGGCGAGGAGCAGCCAGCAUGCUCCCAGCCACCCCCGCCCCUCACGCUGCCAUCCCCCAGCCACCAACUGCAGCAGCUGAUGCAGGUUCAGACCCAGAGCCCCACAUAGCCCAGCCCCAGGCCAGGGCAUGCCCUGCAGAAUGUGCGUGCAGGGGCUCCUGGCCCUGGGCUGGGCCUCUGCAGCAGCAGCCCCACGGGGGGCUUCGUGGAUGCCAGCGUGCUGGUGAGGCAGAUCAGCUUGAGCCCAUCCAGUGGCGGACACUUUGUGUUUCAGGAUGGGUCAGGACUCACCCAGAUCGCCCAGGGAGCCCAGGUUCAGCUCCAGCACCCGGGUACGCCCAUCACAGUCCGAGAGCGGAGACCCUCCCAGCCCCACACACAGUCAGGGGGCACCAUCCACCACUUGGGACCCCAGAGCCCUGCAGCCGCGGGUGGGGCUGGCCUGCAGCCCCUGGCCAGCCCAAGCCACCAAGGGAACAUGAUGGAUUUCUUAGCUUUCAAGGAGAGACUGUAUGGACCAUUACAAGCAUAUCUUAGGCAGAAUGAUUUGGACAUUGAAGAGGAGGAGGAGGAGCACUUUGAAGUCAUUAAUGAUGAGGUAAAGGUUGUGGCCAGAAAGCACGGGCAGCCUGGCACUCCUGUUGCCAUAGCAACCCAGCUUCCCCCGAGGACUUCCGCGGCUUUUCCAGCCCAGCAGCAGCCGCUCCAGCCCCUGGCACCCACCACUGUACUGUCUGUCUCUGCGGAUGGGAAUGCGCUUCUCAAGCCACCUAACAAAUGCAUAUGGGGACUCCAGUACCUGGAGAUGUGAAUUCCAUAAAAAUGGAAGCAUCUAAGAGGCAGUGAACACUGGCGCCCACAGAUUCUCCUUUGAUGUCAGAGGCCUCACCUAGAAGUGGGCCAUCCUGGGAUGGGUUUACAGCACCUGGAGGUGACAUCAGGUGUUCCUCUCCAGCAGUCAAUGCCGACAGCACAAAGUAUCUGUGUGCCAAAGUACCUGGCAGGUACUAGUCCAGGAGUGGGCUGUGGGAGCCGGGAGCCAAUGAGGCUCUGAAGCUACCACACACACUGUCAUCUGUUGAUUGUUCCUGGGCAGAGUGGGCCCUUGCACCUGUUUAUUGACCCAGAACUGGGCACAGGCUGGCGGUGUCUGUGCAGACUCAUAGUUUCUCCUACAGGUGAUUAAAAACCAAACUAUCAAG